Messenger RNA from Antechinus flavipes (yellow-footed antechinus), 3282 nucleotides. RefSeq names its product PH domain containing endocytic trafficking adaptor 2 (gene PHETA2). Gene Ontology annotation, cellular component: recycling endosome; trans-Golgi network; early endosome. Gene Ontology annotation, biological process: receptor recycling; retrograde transport, endosome to Golgi; endosome organization. The record is from RefSeq and is a predicted model, not a curated record. The transcript has 3 exons. Bases 1761 to 2492 code for a protein of 243 amino acids. Lineage: Eukaryota; Metazoa; Chordata; Mammalia; Dasyuromorphia; Dasyuridae.
CAACAACUUUUAAUUUUCUUUUCUCGGCCUUGGGGCUACCAGAAAGGCACAAACGUCAAGGCACUAACAGUCUAAUGGGGUACUGUACAAACUAGGUACAGACGGGUAAGUGGAGGUUAUGACCAGAAGGAGAACCCAGCAAAGUUCCUAGCAACUAGUGGGUGUGAGCUGAGUGAAGGGGAGCCAGGUGGGUUCUGGGAAGGAGCUUGGCCUAAAGCACAAGAAGCAGUCCCGGACGGUGCAGAGUAGCUAGGUACCCAGAGAAGGCCAGGGGAGGUGGCUCACGGAGUGGAGGGAGGGAGGCUAACGAGGGCUUGGAGUGCCCAGAGUAAUGAACAAUGGAACUUACUGAGGAGGUUAUUGGAAGAAGAGGGGCAAUAACAUUUCUUUUUAUUUAAAAUGUAAAAAUACUAUUUUUCCAAUGACAUGGAAAGGUGGUUUUCAACAUUCAUUUUUGUAGGAUUUUGACUUCCAGAUAUUUUUCUCCAUUCCCUCCCGAGAUCGCAAGCCUCCUGGUCGAGAUUAUCCCUCUAAAGUCAUUUUCAUGUUAACCAUGUUGUGAAAGAAAAAUGAAAACAAAAGAAAAAAAAAAAAAAAACCAGGGGUGGGGGAAGCAACUAGACAAACCCCUCCCCCAAAAGGUGAAAAUGCUAUGCCUUGGUGGGUAUUCAGUCUCCACAGUUCUCUCUCUGGAUGCUGAUGGCAUUUUCCAUCCCAAGUCUAUUGGAACUGACUUGAAUCACCCCAUGGUAGAGAAGAGCCACGGUCCGGAACUGACCAUGGUCCUGGGUACAAUGAUCUCCUGGUCCUGCUCACUUCACUCGGCACUGGUUCCUGUCAGUCUCCCCAGGCCUCUCAGAAAUCAUCCUGCUGCUCGUUUCUUACAGAACAAUAAUAUUCAUGACAUUCAUAAUUUAUUCAGCCGUUCCUCAUCUGACGGGCAGCCACUCCGUUUCCUGUUUCUUGCCACUACGAAAAGGGCCGCCGCUGUGCCUGUGUGGGUCCUUUUCCCUUUUUGAUGGCCUCUUUAAUACCGACUGCUAUCAUACUUGACUUUUAGAGUUUCCAGUUUGUUUUCUCGGUUCUUAGGCCCCUAAAGCCUUGACAGCCUCGUUCUGAGCUCCCUCCCUGCCCUGCCAGCCUCGUUCUGAGCUCCCUCCCUGCCCUGCCAGCCUCCAUUUCCAGCCCUGCCAUUCUCUUCAUCCUCUCUUCACAGGGUCUCUGCAGCCCUGACCCUCCAGGGGCCCCUUCCCUUUCCCAUUCCGGGCCUCUCCAUUUGGUGGGAGGGCCCUCCUUUGGGCUCUGCCUCCUUCUCUUCCUCCCUCUAUCCAGCUGCAGAGCAAAGCCCGGGUGCUUGUGCUCUGCCCAAAUCAGGCAGGGCGGCCCGCCUUAGCCCUUCCCCUGAGCCGCUGCCUUCUUUCGGGGCCUCCUUCCCGGCCCGCUUCUCUGCCGUCUGGGGAUGGGGGGCUGGAGAGGCGAGACCUAAGAUCCAAAGUCAAGCUCCAGCCCUAAAAGGCAGAGGUUGUCAGAAAUGGAGGGAGCCCAUUUUCUAGAUGGGGAAACUGAGGCUGCCAGACCUUCUGCUCCCAGGAGAAUGGGAGGGUUCCGGAAAAGAAGUCAAAGGAUUCUAGGCUGAGGGACCAGAGGAGGCAAAAGUCCUCUCCUUCAUUUGACAGAAGUGGAAGACCGGGUCCAAGAGAGGGUCGUACCACUGGGUCCAAAGCAGUGCUGACCUAAGCAGGGCCCUGGGAGUCGGUGCCAUGAAGCUGAACGAGCAGAGCGUGGCCCACUACGCCAUGAGUGGCUCUCCUGUGGACCACGAGGGCUUCCUGCGCCGCUGCAGCACCCCAGGGGGCCGCCAGCCCGCGGCCCCUCGCUGCUGGUUCGUGCUCAAGGGGAAUCUGCUCUUCUACUUCGAGGGGCAGGAGAGCCGGCCGCCCCUGGGGCUCAUCGUGCUGGAGGGCUGCACCGUGGAGCUCUGCGAGGCCCCCCAGGAGUUCGCCUUCGCCAUCCGCUUCGACGCGCCCGGGCUGCGGCCCUACGUGCUGGCGGCCGAGGAGCAGGAGGCCCAGGAGGCCUGGGUGAAGGUGCUCUCCAGGGCCAGCUUCGGCUACAUGCGGCUGCUGGUGCAGGAGCUGGAGGGCCAGCUCCACGAGCUGCAGCUGAGCCUCGCCUCCCGCAGCUCCAGGUCUCAGGCCUGGGCCUCGGCCGGCCCCCCUCCGGAUCGGCCGCCCCCCCAGCCGGAGGAGGGCGGCCCCUCGGCGGAGACGGAAGGAGACGAGGGGGCCGCGAAGCCCCCGGCUCCCGUUGGCCGGCGGCGCCCAGCAGAGAAUUGGGCCUGGGGCCCGGCCUGCCUGCCCCUGAAUGGGGGGGACAGCCCGGUGUCCCCAGAGACCUCCUGCUUCCCCAAGCUGCAUGACUGGUACGGCCAGGAGAUCAUCGAUCUCCGCAGGGAGUGGCUGCAGAGCAGAGCCCUGGGGGGUGGGCUGUGAGGGACCGGACCCCCCAACUCCCAAAGAGUCGGGCUUCCCCACACACACGUUGCCUAUGGGGGCCCGGAUCAGCCCCAAGAGAGCCACCCCCUCCCCCCAGACUGCCACUGCCCACAGAAAGGUGUGAGGGCCCCUCUUUCCUCAGGACACAGAGCUCAGGGUCCUCAGAAGAAAAGUCGGCAAGGAAAGAUGGCUAACGAUUGGCUGGGUGGCCAGAGGGGGGGCCAUUGAGCCGCUCGGAGCCUCAGUUUCCCCAUUUGUAAAAAUGACCAGGAUGGGGAACAAUUCUGAAUUAUGUAAUAGCUGAACAUGACACGAGCAAAAGGAUAACCAUGAGACCGGUUAGCCUGGUAGCUAGGGCUUGUGAUGACCCUUUUACAGAUAAGGAAAUUGAGGUUCGGUGGGAGGGCCAAAGUCUCCCCUCAGAGUCAGCAUCCCCUUGCAGAAGCUGCCCAGCAGGACAAGGAAGUCCCCAAGCCCGCGGCCUGUCUCCACCCCCCACUCCAUCUCUCUGGAGGCGGCAGAGGGCCGUGCCCGAGUUCGAAUCCAGCCUCGGACACUGUGUGGACAAGCCUGCUGCCUGCCUCAGUUUCCCCAGCUGUAAAACUCGGUUAUAGCUCCUCCCCCAGGUGGUUGUGACUUUCAUCCUGGAAGACUGUGGCUAUCCCCCAGGGGCACAAGCACUGACAGCUCAGGGGCUUCUCUCACUUGCUCCCAGGGCCCACCAGGCUGGUCCCGGGCCAGGGUCUCCUCUGGCAUAUGACCAACUGUAAAGUUCUUCAGAAGACCC